CGAUAUCAAGUAGGUUCCGCCUUCUCCUUCCAAGUCCUAGCAAGAUGGCUGCCACAUCACAAUUAGAAAGUCUUGUAACACGCCUAGAGCAAGUGACGACGCGGCUUGAAAAUGUCUCUCUCAAAUCAAAAGGAACUGGAGGCCAAAGUGCAGUCAUAGAUGAUGUUCCAGAAUUUGUAGAGGAAUUUGACCAGUUUCUUGGUGGAACUGUUGCAAACUACAUGAAACUUUCAUCAGAAAUUGGAGAUGAUGUUAAAACACAGGCUGAUUUGGUUGAUGGUGUGUUCAAAUUACAAAGGCAAUUUUUACUGGUAGCUGGAAAGCAUAGCAUGCCUUCACAGGAUGAAUUGAUGAAACUCCUCAAGCCAACAUCUGAAAAGAUAACAACAGUUCAGGAAUUCAGAGAAAAGAAUCGGAAAUCAAAAUUAUUUAAUCACCUUUCCAUUAUAAGUGAAGGAAUACCAGCUUUGGGUUGGGUGGCUGUGAGUCCAAAGCCUGCAAAUUACGUAAAGGACAUGAUUGAGUCAGCUCAGUUUUAUAUCAACAGAGUUAUUAAGGAUUACAAAGAAAGCAACCCAAAGCAUGUUGAAUGGGCAAGGUCAUUUCUCAAGAUUCUAACAGACCUGCAAGAAUAUGUAAAACAAUAUCAUGGUAUUGGUGUGUUUUGGAACAAGGAGGGAACACCAGCAACAUCAGGGGCACUCCAAGGAACCCCAGCAGGUGGAGCAGCAGCCCCAGCAGCCCCAGCAGCCCCAGCAGCGCCACCUGCAGGAGCACCCCCUCCACCACCACCACCAGCAAUUGACCCACCAGCACCUGCACCAGCAACUUCAGGUGGCAGUGACCAAGCAGGGAAAUCAGCUUUGUUUGCUGCCCUGAACAAGGGUUCUGAUAUAACCAAAGGCCUAAAAAAAGUAACAAAGGAUAUGCAAACGCACAAGAACCCUAAUUUACGUGGAGGUAGCACUGUGCCUGCAAAGUCAAGUGCUACAAUAACAGCACCCAAACCAUUCAAGCCCAAUGCUCCUGUCAAAAAGCCACCAGUCAUGGAGCUCAGAGACAAGAAGUGGAUUGUAGAAUUCCAGGAAGGAAGAAAAGAUUUGGUUAUUUCUGAAGUAAACAGGAACCAGACAGUUUAUGUCUACAAGUGCAACAACAUUGUUUUGCAAAUUAAAGGAAAACUCAACUCUGUCACGCUUGAUAGCUGCACAAAAUCAGCUGUUGUCGUUGAUGACCUUGUUGCAACUUGUGAAUUUGUCAACUGCAAAAGUGUUCAGACACAGAUCAACGGAAAAGUGCCAACAGUUUCAAUUGACAAGACAGAUGGGUGCCAAGUUUACCUCAACAAAGAUACCCUUGAUGUUGACAUUGUGACAGCCAAGUCAUCAGAAAUGAAUGUUCUCAUACCUAACAGCGAAGGAGAAUUUGUCGAGUACGCACUUCCAGAGCAAUUUAAAACAAAGUGGACGGGAAAAACACUUAAAACAGGUGUGCUCGACAUAGCUGGAUAGAACAUUCUCACUGGGCAGUCUCCUUUGAGUUAUGAAAAGGCUUAAUCUAAUCUACUGUAUUCGGGAUUAAUGUUAAAUCGUUAGGAAAAAGAACAUAGUUUUCUUAUCUUGAUCAUCGUUUUAUUCCAACAAUCUUUUCUAAUGAAAUUCGAUUUAUUUAAA
Rhopilema esculentum is the source of this 1673-nucleotide messenger RNA. Its product is annotated as adenylyl cyclase-associated protein 1. Gene Ontology annotation, molecular function: adenylate cyclase binding; actin binding. Lineage: Eukaryota; Metazoa; Cnidaria; Scyphozoa; Rhizostomeae; Rhizostomatidae. Gene Ontology annotation, biological process: actin filament organization; cell morphogenesis; cytoskeleton organization. Gene Ontology annotation, cellular component: cytoplasm. The record is from RefSeq and is a predicted model, not a curated record.